AUGUCGUCGCAAUCGCACUCGUACCAGCCAUCGCCGCCUGCCUCGCCAGGCUCUGGCAUCCGGCACCAACCCACACCCGACGCUUCUGCCUCGUACCAAUCAAACUCGAUGCGAUCGCCCGGCUACCCAUCCCCACCCACCUCUCCUCCUCACAUUGUCGCGGACUCUUCGGAAGCUCCCCAGCGCAAGCCGUACGCUUCGGGCGUGCCAUCAGCCGCCUACCCAAGUAUGGCCAGUGCCGGCGCCGCCAUGCUUCCGCCCCCCACUUCCUUCCAUCAACAUCCGCCCAGCAAGCUCGCCACAGGCGGCCAGUCGCAUUCACAUCGUCCAGUAUCGGCCAUGCCCACCCCCACCGAACAUGUCACCUCGGCGUCGCGCAAUGCUGCUUCGGCUACCCCAGACGCUUCCAACGUCUUUGCCAGCAUGAACGCCAAUUACGCCGAAAGAAGGGCCAGCGCUCACCCCACCAUGUCCAGCAGCCACCACGGUUCCUCCACGCCCGCCGCUGCCACCAUCGACCCCACCACGAGCCAAGCCAUCUCUUCCGGCAUCCCCAUUACCUCUCCAGCGGCUCUCUCCUACUUUGCCGCUCAUCCUCGUCGCCAGCAGGUCCACUUUGGCAACUAUCUUCUGCUGCAAACCCUUGGCGAGGGCGAAUUCGGCAAAGUCAAGCUCGGCGUCCACAAGGAGUGGGGCGAGGAGGUCGCCGUCAAGCUCAUCAAACGCGACAAGGUCGCCACCGACGCUGCUCCUCUCCACCUCGACGAUCCGGCUCAAAAGGACCCCGCCAAGAUGACCAAGGUCGAACGUGAGAUUCAAGUCCUCAAAGACGUACGCCAUCCCAACAUUGUCCGUCUGUACGAAGUCAUCGAAUCCGACCGCUACAUCGGUAUCGUACUCGAAUACGCAUCGGGUGGUGAGCUCUUCGAUCACAUCCUCGCCCACAAGUAUCUCAAAGAAGAACACGCCUGCCGUCUCUUUGCCCAGCUCAUCUCGGGUGUAUCCUAUCUCCACCAGAAGAAGAUCGUCCAUCGAGAUCUCAAGCUCGAGAAUCUCUUGCUCGACCGCAAUCGCAACGUCAUCAUCACCGACUUUGGCUUUGCCAACAACUUUGAGGACAAGCGCGACGACCUCAUGGCUACCAGCUGCGGCUCUCCAUGCUACGCUGCUCCCGAGCUCGUCGUUCAGGACGGCCUCUACGCUGGUUCGGCAGUGGACGUCUGGUCGUGUGGUGUCAUCCUCUACGCCAUGCUCGCAGGCUACCUUCCCUUCGAUGACGAUCCGGCGAACCCAGACGGAGACAACAUCAACCUGCUCUACAAGUACAUUCUCGCCACCCCUCUGUCCUUCCCCGAGUACAUCACCGCUCAACCACGCGACCUGCUUUCCAAGAUGCUCGUCCCUGACCCGACGCGCCGCGCCACGCUCGAACAAGUCAUGCAGCACAGCUGGCUGCGCAACUACCGCGAGCUCUUCAAAUUCUCCGUCGACGACCUCGAGCGAGCUGCCAUGGAACAGCAGACCAAGAAGCGCCAGAUGUACCGCCAGCAGAUGAUCUAUCAACAGCACCUGCAGGAGCAACAGCGUCGUCAACACAUGGAGCGCAGCCAGUCGGUUCGUCAGAACGUCUCGCACCUACCCAUUGGCACCGCUUACACUGCCAACACAGCUGUGGCCGCUGGUAACGCUGCUCAUCGACAGACUCUGCCUGUCAGUGCCACCGUCCCCGACCGCCUUUUCGAACCCGUCGGCAGUGCCAGCCGCGGUGCUGACCACGGCGUUGCAGCUUCGCGAGCCGCUGUUGCAGCCAUGCAGCCUUCGGCCUCUACAGCAUCUCCGGAGGCCCUAAGCGCACCCUUACCGCGAGCUACUACGCACAACAACGUCGCCAGCGUUGGUGUCGCAUCCCAUGUCGAUCCCGUCACAGCGGCUGGCAACGCUCGCGGAGAGCCUCGUACUCGUCUGGAAGAUCCUGUUGCCGCCAAUGGCACCGAAAUGCGACAGACGGCCGCCCAGAAGGUGCAGCGUCACACUAUCCAGCUCGAGUACGGUGGCGAGGAGCGCUCUCGCAAGGAAUCGGCCUCCACUGUCGUCGCCUCGCCCCCCGCCUCUCGUCAAGCUUCGCAGACGCAGCGCAAUGUCAGUGCAAGCAGCACCAGCUCCCGAAGCUCCGAGAGCGAGCGCGCACGAGCUGCUGCCGAAAAGCUCGCCGCUGCUGCCGUACUGCCUUCUGUUCCUCAGCCUGCCGCGGUCAGUCUCGCAGCCACGUCUACCGUCAUACCUCAAAGCGAACAGGCGAUUGCCGGCAGGGCGGCCGCCCCCGACAUGAUGCGAUCCGUCUCGGCGAGCUCAGCUUCUCGCGUAUCCGUACCCCCCGUCAUUAUGGAGCAGGCUCAGUCCGCUGCUUCCGCUCAACGCAGCACGCCGCCGCCCGCUUCGAGCUCUCGAAGCCGCGUUCCCAGUUCCGCCAGCGUCCACAGCCGCCAGCACACGGACAACCGGGGCACCGGCCACGGCGCUCGUAUUCCAUCGAGCGCCAGCCAGCGCGUCGUCUCAUCGCAGAGCGCCGAUAGCGAACCUGUUGGAUUCCCUUCGUCCUCCACUGAGCGGGCCCUGCCUUCAGUCGACAGCGCUGCCAGCCGCACGAGCGCCUCGCGACAAACGAACAAAGGCCCUGAGACGAGCACCGGCACGACCAGCCCUCCCUCUGCCACCCGACCAAUUCCGAGUGAAAAGCCUUCUGCUCCAACUGCGGCUACGCGCCACCGCAAGGGCAUGUCGACCGACAAAUUCUUCCUUUCGCGUCUCUUGGGCUCCACUGGCGCCACUGCGGCCAACGUCACAAGUGCAGCCGGCGACAAGUCAGCCGUCAACGGCAGCAGCGAAGCUGUCAGCGACAGGAGCAAGAGGAACAGUGUUUCGCGACCAGCUCCGGAACGCGCGCCCAGCACUAGCAGUGCCACCAGGAGCAGUCGACGCAAGGCGAUGAGUCUCGUUGUCGGUCGUGCGCCCAGCGACGCUUCGCCGGCUGUUGACGGUGGUCACGAUGUCCACCAGGCCCGCAUACCUCACUCGGUCACACAGGCCACUUUUGGCGAACAGCUUGCUGGCAGGAAGGAUGACACUUCGGCUUCGUCUCAGCAACGCAUCGCCGCCACGGAGAAGCAACGCAAAGGGACCGUCAGCCUGGCAGGUUCCGGCAAGCAGACGCCAUCCUCUCGACCAUCCACGAGCAGGACGCGUCCGCAGCCGUUGCAGCCUUCGAACCAGCAGCCGCAACAACAGAACGACAAGACGUUCUACGAUGGAUCGACGAUCGCAAGCUCCUCGACGACCGGUCCCUCGAGUAACGCUGCGAAGAAGGUCAUGGACUGGUUCCGCAAAAAGAGCCUGUCGCGUGGCACCUUCAAUGAGCAGCCGCCGCUUGGACCGUUUGAACGAUCGCCCACGUCAUCUCAGAUCCAUGCUGCAGCCUCUACGACGCCUUCGGUCGUCGUGACGAGCGCUCCCAACGGCGCGAGCCGUCACGCGGAAGCGCAGACGGGCAGUGGCGAGGGGCACAGUGGUGCUUCGUCGGUGCCCUCCUCGCGAUCCACCUCGGGGACGCACAGCGAGAACAGCGAAGCCACCGAACUGACGCAGCUCACCAACAUGAGCGAUGCCUCUCACACGGAGAGCGAUGGUAUCAAGUCGAGUGCCUCAACUGUUCAGCAGCAGGCGACGCCGAAAGCAUCGCUCUCGGCAGUGUCGAACGUCUCGAACGCAUCUUCGAGCGCUGAGCCUUCUGUCGCCAGUCCUGUGACCAGACGCUCGCAGCAACAGCAGCAGCAGCAGCAGCAGCAGCAGCAGUCGCAGCCGUCACGCCAGUCGCAGCGAUCGAAGGCUGCUACCUCUGCAUCGACCGCCACGGUGCCCUUCAACGAAGCGCGCCUGCGCUACCAUCUUGGUGCAGUGGAUCAAUCCGCGCUCACGUCGAGGUCGCCCAUCGAGGUGCUGCGGGAAGUGCAGCGCGUGCUGUACGAGAUGGGCGUCGACGUGCGUGCCGAAAAGGACGAAGACUUCAAGCUCGAGUGCGUCCGCCGCAAGCGAGCCAAGACGCUGAUGAGCGCCACGCAAGGGUUCGGCAUGAGCCUGCGCAGCUCCGUCUUCCCGCCCACGCAGGCCGACGUCGAGCGGUCCUCGCGCAUGAGCCACCGCGACUCGCUCACGCCCAGCGCCAGCACCGCCGGAUCGCUGCGGAGCUUCCUCAAGCGGUCCUCGCUGCAACCGACCAGCCCGAAGCUGUCCACCUCGCCGCUGCCCGCGUCGUCGACCACGGCGAGCAACCUGCACGCGCUCGCGUCGCAGGACGAGAACCAGCCACCGCCGCUCUACGGAGACGCCUCCGUUGACGGUGGCCAGGAGAUCCGCUUCUCGGUCGAAGUCACGAGGAUCAAGAAUCUGCCCGGGCUGUACAGCUUGGACAUCCGCAGGAUGAAGGGCAACCUGUGGGCGUACAAGUUCGUCUACCAGGCGCUGCUGGACCGCUGUCAGUUGGGAAGCAGCUCCGCAUAA
This is a messenger RNA of Pseudozyma hubeiensis SY62, 4554 nucleotides long. Its product is annotated as likely protein kinase. NCBI's taxonomy places the organism in Eukaryota, Fungi, Basidiomycota, Ustilaginomycetes, Ustilaginales, Ustilaginaceae. The transcript has a single exon. Gene Ontology annotation, molecular function: protein serine/threonine kinase activity; tau-protein kinase activity; ATP binding. Gene Ontology annotation, cellular component: cytoplasm. The record is from RefSeq and is a predicted model, not a curated record. Gene Ontology annotation, biological process: intracellular signal transduction; protein phosphorylation; microtubule cytoskeleton organization. Bases 1 to 4554 code for a protein of 1517 amino acids.